GUUCAAAGCUGCGUCGAAAAACAACGCGUGAAAAAGUAAACAAGCAGAAACAAUUCUAACCCACCACAACCUACAUUCUAUCCAUCUUGGACACAUCAGAAGUCUCUAAUAGAAACAAAGAACUUUUUCCUCGCCUACGUUCUUCUAUUCCGAGUCAGCACUGUUGAGACUCUAUUGAUUAUCACCUUCAUCGGAAUUGUAUCUUUAUCCAGACUUUCCCUCUACCCGGACUUUACCUCCAUCGAUUAUUCUACAAUGUCCAGGAGACUCUCGCGCCCCUCCACUCCCCACCGGAUGUCAUCCCGCCUGUCAGCCAUUUUGCCGCAGUCACCGCGGAUCCACUACCCAGUGGACCCCGAGAACUUGCCCCUCGACAAUGUUCUCACACAACAGAUCUUCUCGGAGCUUUCUGACUCGAUGGGCGACUUGGAUCUCAACUGCCAGAACUUACAGAUUGUCCACGAGUCACUCACCUCGUUCAACGAGUCCUUUGCCUCCUUCUUGUACGGCUUGCAGAUGAACGCGUGGUGCGUUGAGUUCACUGAAGGGCCCACGAAGGAGAGCUUUCUGCACCUUGAGAAGAUGAAGAACUUGGAAGCCCAGAUCCAUGAGGCUGAGACAGAUUUGGCUGAGCUUAUGGAGGCCAGCAAGAGUCAGGCAGCGGCCGAUAUGCCGCCACCGGCCCCUAAGCCCAGGGAAGAGGACGACAGUUCGGAUGCAUAUGGGGCCAACGAAUCAUUUAUUGUUCAACCGAAAACAAAACUCCCAAGGCCGAACUUGCACCAGCCCCCGCGGUAUAUGCGCGGCAUCACCCCGAAGGGAUCCAGAAUUCCGGCGUUGGACAAGCCAGGCAGGAAGGUGUCUCCAAACGGACAGUACAUUUCCAGGAAGACAGCCCUCAACCCUCGCCCUCCAUUCCGCUAAGAAUAUGGCAAAACGAUCAAACUAUGAAAAGUUGGUUACAGGAUUAUAGAUUACUUGCUAGGAUUGCUAGUUAUCCAAAUUACCAAACAAAUACCAGAUUCAAAUGGGGUAUCAAGUUCCCACCGCGUGAAAUAACUACAAAAUGGUUAAACCGCAGAAAUAGGUUAUAA
Babjeviella inositovora NRRL Y-12698 is the source of this 1094-nucleotide messenger RNA. It is a transcript of the gene DAM1, whose product is annotated as Dam1p. Gene Ontology annotation, biological process: mitotic sister chromatid biorientation. The coding region runs from base 256 to 924 and encodes 222 amino acids. Gene Ontology annotation, cellular component: mitotic spindle polar microtubule; mitotic spindle; DASH complex. The record is from RefSeq and is a predicted model, not a curated record. NCBI's taxonomy places the organism in Eukaryota, Fungi, Ascomycota, Pichiomycetes, Serinales. The transcript has a single exon.